Messenger RNA from Colossoma macropomum (tambaqui), 2219 nucleotides. RefSeq names its product TRAF3 interacting protein 2-like (gene traf3ip2l). Gene Ontology annotation, biological process: positive regulation of canonical NF-kappaB signal transduction; humoral immune response. Lineage: Eukaryota; Metazoa; Chordata; Actinopteri; Characiformes; Serrasalmidae. The transcript is spliced from 11 exons. The coding region runs from base 415 to 1761 and encodes 448 amino acids. The record is from RefSeq and is a predicted model, not a curated record.
UAAAAGUGAAACUGCCUUAUUGAAAGUCUAGAAGAGCGUCCUGAGCUGUACUCCGAGCCCUGCUACGGGGGACUUUUUGUGAGAAAAGUAGGCGGGCCGACCUACAGAGAGCACUUACUGAAAGCACACAGGGCUAAACCUCCAGUAGAGCUGCGGCUACUGGACACCUGUGGAGCUUAGCUUAGCUUUCAAAAACAUCGACCUGUAGCCUCAGAUUUAGUCACGAUUUCCUUGUCGGAGAUUGGCGUUUAAAAAAGGGUCGAACUCUCCUUCGUUAAUGUAACUUGGCUGGCUGAACUGCGAGAUACAUCUGGUCUAAAUGGAGCUCAGGUGAAGGUGCCCGCAGAUACAAAGUUAAAGUCUGUCGACCAGCUGGGGCCUUGAGAUGGCUUCAGUCAUUUUGUAACUGAAAGAAUGAUGUUGUGCAGUCUUCACAAUUCAUCCUCACCAUCAUACAGCUGUAAUUUUCAGUCACUCAACUUGCCAGAAGAGAACGACGAAACUAUGAGUAAAACCGAAGCUGAGGACACCCUUCCAGACGCAGCUUCUGUUUCUGAGGCCAGCAGUGUUAGACGUCAGGCUGACCCCCAGCGUUUACCUGCUGACCCCAUGUUGCCUAUCAACGAGCUCUCUCAAAGCACAUCGGCGGCUUUCUCUGACUUCUGCAGCAGCAUGAGCAGUGACGCCCAGUCCAGCUACAGUCCCUAUCAGCCUCCCCUGGGUCUCCCAGCUGGCUACAGCCCCCAGACGCCCUUCCCCAGCCAGGCUGAGGGCUGUUUCAGUACCCUGGAGCCCCACAAAGAGGACUGGCUGCACACAAGCUCAUACAACAGCCUGGUGAGAGGAUUCUCCAAUGGCAGCCAUCUGUCCUGCCUAGUAUCUGGAGAUUUCUGUGGCUAUCAGAGUGAGGCCUCUUGUUCGCACUCUCUGCCAGGCAGACACAGUCCAGGUGGGAGCAGUCUUGAACAGCCCCGCUCACUGCACUCCAUUCCUACUGCAUUAGCCCAGCACGGCUACUACCCACCCCCAUGCCCAUGCCCUUCACACAGGCCUUCUUGCUGCAGUCAGGGCCCACUGGAUGCUGGAUGCUGGGAAAAUCAAAGCCUUCAUCAUGGGCUGCAGUACCACAUGUCUCAUUCAUUUUCAUCUCCCAAGAACACCAAGCAGUCAGAUCAAGAGCUUCUUCAUUGUAGGCACCCGUCUGUUCAGCCUCAGCCAAAGAGUGUUCCAAGCACAGCACCCCUCUCUCUGGAGCAGAGGAAGGUGUUUGUCACUUACGAAGCAGACAGUGAUAAACAUGUUAAAGAGGUCAUCAAUUUUGUCGCCUUGCUGAGACACAAUGGCUUCUACACUCACAUCGACAUGUUUGAACAACAUUUCAGAAGCAUAAGUAAGAUAGACUUCAUGGAGAGGUACAUUGCUGAGAAAGACUACCUGAUCAUUAUCAUCAUCAGUCCGAAGUACUAUGAGAUUGUGACCAAUGCCGCGUUAUGCAUGGAAAAUGAUGAAACGCUCAACACUGUCUAUAUCCACAAGCAGUUACAGAAUGAAUUCAUUCAGAACGGUUGCAAGAAUUUCAGAUUCAUUCCUGUACUGUUUCCUGGAGCCAAGAAAUGCCACGUUCCCACAUGGCUCCAGAACACACACAUCUUCUGCUGGCCCAGAGACAGAGAUGACAUACUUCGUCGGCUCAUGCGAGUGGAAAAGUACAACCCUCCCCCCAUAGGAGAGCUGCCCACCAUCGUCUCUAUUCCAAUAUAGUGAGGGCCUCCUCCAUUUUGCAGGUGCGAGUGCUGAUACAUAAGGCUCAGUGGAGGACUGUUAAAACUGUUUGAUCGGCCACCCUGUGACUGGCUAUGUGGGAAGAAGUCAGCUUUGGACCAGUUUGGAGCUUAAUUCUUUUUAUAAAUUAAUCUUACAUUAACUUCUGGCAGAUGUUUAUACCAUGGAAUUUAAACUGUGUUGUUGCCUGAACACUUCUAGUCUAUCAGGUGAAGUUUAAUGUGGAUGAUUAUUCAUUCUUAGAUUAAAAAAAGGCUAGAUUCAGUAUACAGUACUGUGCAAAACCCUUCAUUAAUUUAAAGUUAAUUUAAAGACAAAUUUUAGAGUAUAAGUUAUUUGUUUUCAGUGUCAGGGAAAAAAAACAGGACACAUAAUAAACAUAAUAAACAAUUACAUAGAAGCCUUGACAACUAAAUAUAAUGUCUGUUUUUAUUGUG